This is a messenger RNA of Coccinella septempunctata (seven-spotted ladybird), 3074 nucleotides long. RefSeq names its product hapless 2-like. The transcript has 2 exons. Bases 30 to 2999 code for a protein of 989 amino acids. Lineage: Eukaryota; Metazoa; Arthropoda; Insecta; Coleoptera; Coccinellidae. The record is from RefSeq and is a predicted model, not a curated record.
CCCCCAAACUGUCACUUUCAGUAUUUGACAUGCGUCUUUUAUACACCGCCUUUUUACAAUGUUGUAUUUUAUAUCACUCAUCAAUAUUAAUAACACCCAAAUGUUUGGCAAAAGCCGAAAGUGAUGACCGAACAGGGCACGAAGCCAUCCCUAAUAAAGUGAGACGGGAUUGUCACACAAAUCCCCCAUCUUUCGAAAUAAGGGCCUUAUUGAUACCUUGUUCCGUCAGUUACUGUCCUUGCUCCAUCCCAGGUCAGCCUGCUACACCAAGGCCGCCAGAUUUUGAAUGCCAGGCCGACGAAGGCAAUGGAAGAUUAUCGAACUGCACUAAAAAAUUGAUAAUAACGGUAAGGAUGACGAACGUUGGCAGAACCCACUGUAAGAACCAGUACGUUGUAGUGGACCACGUUUACGAUCCUACCUCCGAGCACAAACAGCGUCUCCUGUACCCUUACGUGCUCAAAAUCAACCAGAGACCCAUAAUGCAAACUUACAGUUUGGAGAAAGAAAGCAGUGUCAACGAAAAAUCGACGGAGUUGGUUAUUAAUAAAAACAAUAAGAACUACAAGGGUUGUAAGACGACAGGGGAAGAUACGACCUGUGAGAGGGUCAUGUACAAAGAUAAACCUAUACCGUACAGCACGGGUUUCUGCUGUUCCUGUGAUGACGAUAAGGAGAUGCAGAGAGAGGUGUCAAGGUUGGAAGAAGAACAGAAAAUGCUGGACAGAGCUUACAAACGACAGAAUGACGAAGAUGAUAUGGAAGAAAUAGGGGAUGAACAUAAAGUUAGAAGACGCGAAGCAUCGAUUGAGACAACCGGUAUAAGUGACAUGUUAUCCUUAUCAACCGAGAGUCAUCAGGGGUCUCUGACGAAUUCCAGAGACAGUUCUAGAAGAGAUGAAAUGCUGGACUUGGAAAAAACCCUGAAUUCUUUCGAUGUUAAUGAUUUGCCUUCAGCUGAGGAUAGUCCAAUACAUAUAAGAAGAAAAGAAGAGAGCAUCGAUAGUUCCGAGGAUUGUGCCCAAUUGAGCAGCGACUCCGAGGAAUGUGAAAAAAAUAAGAAGAAACCACAGAAGAAAAAUCCGAAGGAAGAAACAUUCGCGCAAAAACUGGCUAAAGAAUGCGAGAAGAUAGCGAAAAACGUAACAGAAAUACUGAAAAAUGGCGGAUGCGACAACAAACUGACGAAAAUCGAUUCUGACGCCGAAAAUCCGAAGCCGUUCAUACACCCCCGUGGUGGACAGGACUGUAGCAAUAAGACAUGCCCGACAGACGUAAACCCAGAAACCUUCCACCAGAGCACCCAUUGUCUGGUCUUUUCUAAACUGUGGUACACGGUAUUCAAGAUGUCAAAACCCACGGUUUAUCACGAAUUGUCCCUGGAAAUAUUCGAGAAACACGAGGAUCUACUGGGACAUGUCAUCUGGCACGACAUAACCAAAGGUAAACCUUUAACCAUUGGAACCACCAAAACGGAAGAUACGGACGAUGAUGAGGAGGUGUGGGCAGGGUAUGUUGGAGAAGAUCCACCUCCACAUUCCUUUGGACUUGACCCAGAUAUCCAUAGACUGCUAGUUCCAGAACCAAUUGAACCAUGCGCCUUACUGAAAUACCCAGAGCUGAAGGGAGGACCCUACGAAUGGCUUGUUGUACCAAACUACAUGAUAACUUACGAUGGAGACAGAUGUGACAAGGUUGGUGUUGGAUUCGAAGCGUUCGUCAAACAACCCAACAGGUGUAGUAUGCCUAGAGGAACUUGUUUGAAGAACCAACCAAAAGACCUUUGGUGUCACGAUCAUCGUUUGGAAGAAGUGGGACAGUCAGGGUCUUAUUUCUUGAAGUAUUUUGGAUUUUUACCCAGGUGCCCCAUACGAAACACUACAGAGCAAGGAGGGCAAAAUUUGAGUAUGUACUUUCGCAGUGCUUACAUCAGCACCAUCAAUAUAGAAUUGAAAACGGAUUACAACUUGGUAUUGAGACCACACGCUGCAGCAGUUAUAACAGAAGUAUACGUUGACAGCACAAACUACAUCAAAUCUACCGUAACAGUAAAAAUCACUAACACUGGUUUAGUCUAUGGCAUCUUCUACGUAGCACUAACUGAUUGUCCCUUAGAUAUGCCUGCAAGUUUCAACAACAUCCAAACCAAAUCCGCUGUUAUACAACCACAACAUCAGCACAUCUUCGUGAUAGAAAUAAUGUGCACAUUGCCAGAAAAAAAGUUUCACUGUUCGAUUGAAGCGAAGAACGUUAAACACGAACUGUUGGCUUUUAGAAGGAUCAGGUUCCAAAAGCAAGACAGGUGUCUUUGCAUAUGGCACUGUGUGUGUACGUGUAUUGAAACUGAUGGAGGGCUAGCUUGUCAACCUCUACCUUUUGACCAUUACAACGCUGCUGGUUUUCACGGAGGUCUUCCUAUGGCUGCUGACUACGUUCAGUUCACUUUACUGGAAGAACUUACUAAUAUCUUGUACCACCUCUUCCUCACCAUGACACUCCUCCUGAUCCUUAUGGGGGUUAUGAAAGGGGUCAUAGGUUUCUUCUACAAGCCAAUAGGGGAAUGGGGUCUAUGCUCCAUGCUUGGUUUACCGAAACCCAUGAAGAACUACCACGAAAAGAGCUUGAAAGGUAGAGAAGUGAUUUAUGAUAAGGGUGGUUGGCCAAUUCAUCCCGAUACCAAGAAGAGGGUGAGGAAUGCUUCAAUGGUUGUGGAGUUCUCAAUAAACGCUAUAUUUUUCCUGAUUUAUCCUUUGGUGAUGAUCAAUGUGAUAGUGAAGAGGAUGUGCUUCGUUGAUGCAACUGACGAGUCGGAUAAACAACCGUGUUGUUUGUGUGGACAAAGACACCAAACUGGGGAGUGUCCUUCCUUAGGUAUACUUAAAGGUUUGGCGUUUUUUAAAAAAGUGAAUAAAAGGUCGGAGGAUGGUUCAAGGCGUCCUAGAAGGGAUGCUUCUAUUCAAUAUUCAUCUCGAGAAAGUGUGGAAUGCUCUUGUUUUUGACGACUCCAUUUAAGUUGUAUAUUUUUUAACAUUAUAAUGUAUCUACUCUGUAAGUCAUAAAAAAACAUCGAUAUA